Messenger RNA from Ostrea edulis (European flat oyster), 7963 nucleotides. RefSeq names its product kinesin-like protein KIFC3. Gene Ontology annotation, molecular function: microtubule motor activity; microtubule binding; ATP binding. NCBI's taxonomy places the organism in Eukaryota, Metazoa, Mollusca, Bivalvia, Ostreida, Ostreidae. Gene Ontology annotation, biological process: microtubule-based movement. Bases 1020 to 3809 code for a protein of 929 amino acids. The record is from RefSeq and is a predicted model, not a curated record. The transcript has 18 exons.
AUUUUGACAUGCUAUUGUUGCUAAAAGCAUGGGCUGCUAUAAUUUUCAAAUUCAAGAACAUUUAUAUGGUUUAGGGAAAUCUUUCACUGGAGAUAUUUUGAAAUUCAAUGACUAAGACUGGAUUUUGUUGAAAAGAGAUGUCAUUGUAGUUUGAUAAGAAAUUGAUGGGAUGUUGGAGUUCACAGGGAAGAUCUUCUGAUCCACCCUGUAUUAAAUGGGUGUGGGUGGUGCCGGUGUUCCAUGUUCUAAUUCCCAUCUUACAAUGUAAUGACAAGUUAUUGAAAAACUCCCUUUACUUGCAAGUGGAUCUUCAGGGAGGCCUAUGAUAAAACUGGAGAGGUCUGUCAACUGUUAAGUUUGUAAAUGUGCAGGUUUAAUUGAAGAGGUGUUUUCAUACAUGUGGCAUUAUAUGCAUUGGAUCAUUUCAGAGUUCAAGAGAUAUUGGCAUACAUAUGUACAUGCAUUUCUUGGGAUUGGGACUAGAUUUCUUUUUUCUAAAUUUAUUUAGUUGGAGAAAAAAAACCAUUCAACAAUCUGAAUGUGAAUCUAUCCAUGCAUUUCUUGAAUUGAAUUAGUAAUCUGGUAAUCUGUUGAUUUACCUUAGUGCUGAACUUUUGAUUUUGAGGUGAAUGAAUUAUUUAGAAUAUUUGCUAAAAAGGCCUUGAUUCAAAAGAACAGUGAAUAUUAAAAUGUUUACUUUGUGUUGGUAAUUGACAAGUGUGAAAUUUACGGACUCAUCAUUCUAUUGUUCAUUGAUGCAAAACUCAGGAUUGUUCACAAACAGUAACUAGUCUGAGGCCAAAACCGGUUUUUCAUGCAGUAUCAAGACGCAAAGGACAGAUUGCAGUUGUUGGACAAAUUAAAUCAGUUAAAGGGCUUCCUGACUUUUCCAUAAUAAUGGGUGAUGGAUUAAAAACAGAGUAGUGUCUUGAGGCAUGGAUUGAUUUCUACUGCAGAAAAAGAUUAUUGGCAUCUGUUGUUCCCGAGAGGUGUCUAUAUAUGUGUUAGUCCAAUAAUAGAUGGAGCUUGAUGUUACGUAUGUUCAUCGACAUGCUAAAAUGCUUGUGUCUCCUCGAUACUAUGGAUGCUGCAUGUGUCAGGCCCGUAGACAACCCCAGAAGCUUUAUGUAUUCCCAUCUGGACUGGGAUCUAAUACAAUUCGAUAUAACAAAGAGAAUAUAUCUAUUGUGGAAUACAAGACAUUACAGAAACAGCUGGAUGAGAGAAACACUGAGAGAGAUGAACUCCUAUUUACCAUCAGAAAUUUGUCAGAGAAGAACAAAAAAUACAAACAGAAACUGGAAAAAGAGGAGAUGACAAAGAGGCAGCAGAUGAAGAUUUUGUGUAAAACACAAGAAAUUAGUAUACUGGAGAAAGAUAAACUGAUUGGUAGUCUGCAGAGUCUUGUGGAGGAGCAGGAGAACCGAAUCCUGGAACUGGAGCAGGGCAUCAAUGGAAACACCAACCAGAGACUUCCCGGAAAUGCUAAUGGAGGUGCUUACAGAAGAUUUGUGGAGGAUAUCAAUCGUCUUCAUGAAGAGAAAAUUAACCUCACAAAGAGACUUGAAUUAGUGCAAUCAGAGAUGGAGAAUCAUUCAUGUAUAAAUGGAGUCAGUGAUGACUCGACACAAGAAAUCAUCACACGGCUAGAGAAGGAGAACAAGGAAUUACACGAGGAACUCAACAAGUACAACAAAAACAGUGGGCAGCCUUCAGACAUGGGGCCUUGUCAUACAGACACAGAAAAACAGGUGGAAAAACUCCUGUCUCAUAACAAGGAACUAGAGGAGGAAGUGCAGGAAAUGAGACAGUCCCAUGCAAGGACGACCACUUUGUUUGAGGAGGGGGUUAUAAAACACAAGGGCUUGGAAGAAGAAUUGAUGAAAUACAGAGAAAAGCUCAACAAAAUCCAGGAAAACUUGCAGAAGAAAACAGAGGAACUGAAGGACAAUGAUCUGAAACAUCGAGAGCACGUGAACAAAAUGUUAGAGGAGAACCGUGUGACCUCGAGGAGGAUGAGGGACCUCAUGGUAGAGGUGACACAUCUACAGGCUAGGGAACCUGAGGUUGUCACCAAAAUCAAAGUGCAGGAAGUAGAGGUGGAUUCUCAGAGGACUCUAGAAAACCUGAGGGCCUGCGAGAGAGAGAGGGAUGACUAUCGCUCCAAGUUUGAGGAGAGUCAGUCACAGUACUCUCAAGUCGCCAGUCUCCUGGAGAAGGAGCAAACACUCAGCGAGCAAUUAUCAGAGGAGGUUAAUAGACAGAAGGAGAAGUUAAUAAGCAUUGUUCAGGACACUGCUGACAAAUUAGAGGAAGCCGAAAGAGAUAAGGAAGCAGCCAUUCAAGAUGUGAAAAAGCAAAUGGAAAGAAAUCUCAAACAUUUGGAGGCUCGAUACACUCAUCUAUGUGAGCAGGCCUCCUUAAUCUUACCAGCUUACCAGGAACUAGAGAAGUCGUAUGUCUGUUUGGAGACAGAGUGUAGGCAGUUUCCCCAGUUACUGCAGGCAGCAAUUACUGAUGUCAACAUUCAGAUGUGUCGGGCAAUAAAAAAUAUUGAUGAUUACAACAAAGAUCUGGUCCGUCGAUAUCACAAAGAGAUGCAGCUUAGGAAGAAAUAUCACAAUGAAUUGGUAGAGCUGAAAGGCAGCAUUAGAGUAUUUUGUCGAGUUCGUCCAAAAAUAAAGGAAGAUGGUGGAGGCGUAAUGGGAAAUAUUGUGGUGGACUAUGACAGAGAUGACAAUGGACUCAUCUAUGUGAACAACAAAGGGAGAUCACAGACGUUUGAACUUGAUUUAAUAUUCACACCAGAGAGCACUCAAAAUCAGGUGUUUGAUGAGGUUCAGUCGCUCGUGACUUCCUGUGUGGACGGCUACAAUGUCUGUAUCUUUGCAUAUGGACAGACUGGCUCAGGAAAGACCUACACCAUGGAGGGAGAGAAACAAAAUCCUGGUAUCAAUCAACGAGCCUUGGCCAUGUUGUUUAAGGAGACUGAGGACCGAGGCCAGGACUGGACGUUCAAUAUCACAGUCAGUGUCAUGGAGAUCUACAAUGAAAUGAUCAGGGAUCUGUUGAGCGGAGACCCGUCAUACAAGAUGGAAGUAAAAAUGAAUCCGGAGGGAGGGCUUCAUGUUCCAGGCUUAUGUUCUGAGACAGUCAAAUCUGUAGACGAUGUCAAUCGGGUCUUUGCCCUUGGUCAGAAGAAUCGAGCCACAGCCACAACAAAUAUGAAUGAACACUCUUCUCGAUCUCACGCCCUGCUGACGGUGCGGGUUAUUGGUGUCAACAAAACUACUAAUAUUAAAACUGUGGGAAAACUGAACUUGGUAGAUUUGGCUGGCUCUGAGCGAGUCAGUAAGUCUGGAGCAGAUGGCACUCGUCUUAAGGAGGCACAGAACAUCAACAAGUCGCUCUCCUGCCUCGGGGAUGUCAUUCAUGCUCUACGUAGCAAGCAAAGUCAUGUACCCUACAGAAACUCCAAACUCACCUACCUGCUGCAAGACUCACUUGGUGGAGACAGUAAGACCUUGAUGAUUGUACAGAUUGCUCCAGUGGAGAAAAACCUUGGAGAGUCUGUAUGCAGUUUAAACUUUGCUCAGCGAGUUAGAACUGUUGAGCUGGGUCAGGCGAGCAGACAAAUAUUGCAAGCAGGAGAUGAGAUGAAUGGAGUAUCACCCAGCAAAGCCCCCUCCACCCCCAGCAGAACCAUGAGUCUGAACACACCCACAGGUAGACAACAUACCCCUGUCAUAAUGAACAGAACACCAAGCAGUUCCACUAAAGGAUCAUCUCUUCGUUAUCCCAAGAACUAGUCUCAGCUGACAGAUCAAAUCAAUGAAACGUACUGUCAUGUCAGUCAUGGAGAUUGUGUUAAAGGGACAUUACUCUACUUUUUACAAAAUUCAGGAAAUCAAUAAAAGCUUUAACUACAAUUUUUUUUUUUUAAAUUGGAAAUGUAAAUGCACAUUAUUUCAAGGGUUUGAAUAAAUCAGUUUCUAUUAUGUAUUUUACUGCUGUGCUUGAAAAAAUAUAGAUCUGAGCAAUUUCUUGAUAUUCUUAGUGGUUAAGGCUUUUUCCAUUGAGAUGGCCCAUAGAAGAUCAUGAUAUCACUGUAUCAAAUUCUGCAAUUUUUAUACCUCGGUGAUAUUUUCUGAUGCUGGCAAUAUGAUUCUGCUUUUGAUAAUGAAUAUGCAUGCACAAUGAUUUUUCAUUAUUGUACUCGCCUUUUUAAGUGAUAUCUAAGAUUUACAUAGGAGGGUGCUGAGUUUAAUAUUUUUACAUGGGACUGAAAGAUUGAAAAGGUUGAAAUCUCGUGUUGUUUUAUAUUGUAUGAAUAUUGUAUGAAAUUCAUGAUCAUGCAUAAACUUUGACUUGUGCAUGUAUGAUUAUGUAAUAUUGAUUGUAUUAUAUAUGCCUUAUUUUUAAGUGCAUUUAAGAGUGUGCAAUAAGUUCAAUUUGUUAAAGGUCAUAGGAAAUGGUUUUAAGCACUACUAUUUGCGAUGUAAAAUAUAAAGAUUGGUAUAUAUCAGUGCCAAAUUUCUCAGUCAAAAAAUCAAAAUGUUCAGAAUAUAUCAUUAAUUGACACAGACAUUUUUUUAAUUUGAAAAAUCUGUCUUGCUUAUCAAACUUAGAAUCUGCACUUUGUGACAUUACAAUAACCCAAGAAUUUUAAUAGUGAGGAAGCAACAAAGAGACCGAAUACCCCGAUGAUGUUGUAGGUUUGAGCCAGUCCAUCGAUUGACUGUAUCAUAUAAUGAAGAUGGAAUACUUUUUUAACAAAAAGUCACAUGGCUUGAUACAUGUACAUGAAAAAAUCCAAUGAAAUUGAGUGACAUGAUUUUGACCUUGGGUGGCUUGUUGUUUUUUUUGUUUUUGUCACCGGAGUUGGGUUAAUUAUUGCAUUGUCUAAUGAUCUAUUAAAAUACUUUUAAAAUAGAUAGAAAUUAGUAAUGCAUGAAUUUGGAGACUAGCUGCAUUUACAGCAUUCACCCCACCCCUUAAAAUGUACACACAUUUCAACAUUCCAUUGUAAGUUGUAUUAAAACUUCAUUCACAAACUUACUGUAUGUGUACAGGGAAUUUUAAGUAAGCAUAUACACUUCUAAUACACCUUUUGUCGCUAAAUGAAGGCUGUUGAGUUCCUCAGUUUUUCCCCACCUUUGAACUUUGAGUCGACCUUUUUGUAUUCACAUUUUUCUGCCACCCAGGGAUUGGUCAUUAAUUGAUUGUCAUUGAAAUGUUUUGAACAGAGAUGUAUUUUUACUUAAAAACCAUCUCGCCAAAGAUUCUGUACCUGUAUUCAGUGGAAUUUUGUGUUUCUUUGGGAAAAGGUACAUAGAAACUAAUUUCUGUGUCCUUGUAGUACAAUUCAGCACAUUGUAGUGAUUUACUUUCAUUGCUUCAACAGAAGUUUGAUGUGUCUAUGUAAACUUGGGUAUAAACCACAUCAUCAGCAAAGGGAGAUAAGUCAGGAAACUCUAAGUCAGCACUUGUAAUCACUUGCACUCUGGGCAGAAAAUACAUUUAUUGUUUUCUUAUAUAUUGUAUACAUAUGAAAUGAAAUGAACACACAAUUUUACACACACUAUCAUUUCCUAUGACUGCAAUAUUUUAAACCAAUCUGUUUUCAGCCAUGUUGUGUAUAUAGUUAAGAGUUAUGACACUUUCUUCAUUUAGUGUUCAUCAGGAUUUUGAUAUACAGUAGAUUUGAUUGAGUUUAUGAUUGUUUUGAUAUGUGUGUGUUGUGCUCCAAAAUGUUGUGGUCUUUUUUUACAGUCAUAAAAAGUAAUAUGAGUAUCAGUAAGAUGAUCAACGACACACACAAUAAAAAUUGUCAAUUUUUCGGGUCCUUUCUUUGGGACAUUUUUCAUUGAAGUGGUCGGUCAUUUUAGGGUUUUGUGUAUUUACACUGGCAAUAUUUUUUAGUCCCUAAAUUUGAAUUUUUACUAUGCUUGGAAAGUGCCUUGAUGGAUUAAUGGAAGUGAUACAGUGAUCAUUGUUUGAUAGUUAGUUUUAAUGACAUCCGAGUCGGGUGAUAUUUUUUUCGAUGAUCCUUUCUCGGAGUGCAGCGUAUGUCUUUUGUCAAUUUCCAUGCAUUGUCUUAAUAGCUUGACACAUUUUUAAGAUCUGGAAUUCUAUAAAAUUUGGUAAAUUUCAAGAGAGGAAAAUCAAGAAUUGCGAUUUCCAAGGUCCCCACCCCCUCUUGGCCGUAGGUCCAGCAUCCAAACUAUGCACAGUUAUGAAGAACCAUAAAUCUUCUACUAAAAUUGUGAAACUAUUUUCUGAGUCCUGAAAGGUAAAGACUCCAUAGUGCAUGAAAAUGAUCAUGCAUAAAAGUUUAUUAGUCUUUUCGAUCAUUUUUACUCUUUAAAAUCCAGCAUAAAACCUUGUUCAAACUUAAUUUUAAUGAGCUAUGACCCAUUCAACUCAAAUUAAUGCCAGGUUCCUAUGGAGUGGAGGCCUUGGGGUUGGAUGUAGUAAAGCCUAUGAUUUGCUGUGAAGACCCACAUCUCGCUUUCAUGCCUAUCUUCGUCCUUUUAGCUACAUUGCAGAUGCUUGAUUUGAAUUUGAAUUUGUCAGUUCCUCAUAUGGAUCUCUUGUCAAGCAAUACAAUAAGUGUCUGUGAUAUGUGUACUUUUGAUAUUUUCUCAUGUAGCCUGCAUUGUAUAUCAUGAAUCAUUGAAUACAUUCUGCAUUUAAAGGUGAUAUUAAUUUCUCACAUAAUUACCAGUGUGAGACCAAUAUUGCCCAUGUGAGAGAGCCAUGUGAGUUUUUUCUGUAUUUCACUGAUUAUGACAUCAUAUAUUUCCUAUGAUUUGAAGUAAAAUAUUGUGUAUUGCAUUCCUCAAAUGUCUAUUUGAUGUAGUUCUUUAGUGGACAGUCUUGGGUUUUUAUUGUUUACAAGUCAAGUGUAAACCAUAUUUUGAUGUGUCCUUUCUGACUGUUUAAUUAGUAUUUGCAUUUAAGAUUGAGUGAGGAUUUUGUUAAUAUUGAAUUCUCUCAGAGCACCUAAAUUAAUGUCUAAACUGUGGAUAGAAUUUGAGAAAAAUAAUCAUUCAUUAUAAACUCAUAUGGGAUAGUGAAAUUUCUCUGAGUGGCCAAGAUUCAUGGUUUAGGGCUCAUCCUAGCUCAUGAAUCUUGUGCCCUCCCUUGUGGAAUUUUGCAAUCUCACAUUCAUUAUAAUGAAUGAUCCUGAUUGUCUCAGGUCUGUAGAAGGAACACAUUUAGUAAUUAACUUGUUUAUCUGCUCAAACAUUUAAUAAGAAGUAAUUCUCAAUAACCUCAACAUCAGUGAAGAUGGAAGCUUGAAUUUUGAUGAAUGAAUUGUGCUUGACUGGGGUACAGAUUUGUGUAUGUUAGAACUGUAUGGAAGGGAGAGGUUGGUCAGCACAAAGGCAUUGUGUUUCCAAAUGUAUCUUGUUUUCUGUGCUAUGUGCCAAAGAUUUCAGCAUCUAUAUGACUUCCGCUCAAACUUUGUUCCCUUUGUUUCAUUCUGUUGCUGACAGCAUUUAUGAUUUUUUGACAGAAGUAUCUCAUAAUUUCAAAAGACAUUUGUAAAUGGGCUAGUUCCUUUAUAUUAAGUGAAAUAUUGACAACAUAUGCAGUGGAUAAGUGAAUUGUGGUUUUUAUUUUUGUUUGAAUUAAUAAUUUUAAGAUGAAUAUAUAUUAUGUUUAAAGAAUAAAGUAAUAAUUGACGUGUAUUUUUCUAUUAUCUCUGGAUUUUGAAAUUAUAAGAUUCUUUAGAAUCAUGUUUUUGGAUAUAUAUGAUUUAUUUCAGUUCAAAUUAUUUUCUGCAUGUGAAGACAUUUUUAUGUGCAGAUUGUUUUCUGCAUGUGAAGACAUCUUUAUGUGCAUCUGCUGAGGAAAGGGAUAUUUUUGUUCAACAUCUUCCUGAUAACUUCUGUUUCAUUUAUAAAAUAACUCCUUCAACAUAUGGAGCUGAUUAAAUAAAUUUUCAAAAAAAUUA